Messenger RNA from Nezara viridula (southern green stink bug), 381 nucleotides. The record is from the annotation of a GenBank genome assembly. NCBI's taxonomy places the organism in Eukaryota, Metazoa, Arthropoda, Insecta, Hemiptera, Pentatomidae.
AUGGUCUCGAGGAUCAUCGAGAACCGCCGAUUUGGGCCAAGAUGGCAUAAAAAAAUUUGUUGGAGGGUUCUUUCCUGCCAUCACGUUGGCACCUAUCACAAGAGCCUGCAGGGGCCGCACGAGAAGAAGCUGCUCAAUGACCUCCUCAGCAUGGAUCGCUACAACACCCUGGAGCGGCCCGUGGCCAACGAGUCCGACCCCCUCGAGGUGAGGUUCGGCCUCACGCUCCAGCAGAUCAUUGAUGUGGGUGAUGGAGGGGCAGGGGCUGGGCUUCCCCUUCCACCGUCUCCGGAAGAGACCACUCAUACCGAGAUAAGGACAAAGAUAACCAACUUGACAAUUCUCCCAACUGACCCCUUGAUAAGUCCCAUCCGCUUCUAA